Molecule: messenger RNA, 1908 nt
Organism: Opisthorchis viverrini
Lineage: Eukaryota; Metazoa; Platyhelminthes; Trematoda; Opisthorchiida; Opisthorchiidae
Exons: 11
Coding region: 1-1728 (575 amino acids)
Biological process (GO): amino acid transmembrane transport
Molecular function (GO): amino acid transmembrane transporter activity
Source: RefSeq, a predicted model, not a curated record
AUGUCAGGGUCCCCGCAGCACAAAUAUCUGGGACGAUUAGGAUCUGUGAUCACGGGUCAUCUGUUCCUCUGUGAUCCACAUCUGCGUGUCAAACAAAAGCGAUUAGCCUGUGAUCUGGGGGCGAGAUGGACCAAGUGGUUAGAACAUGAAUUUACUGACCGGAAGGCUUGUAGUUCGAACCCGACCUCUGCCUCUCGACUUCCCCUGUCUAGGCUUGGGAGACCUGGCAGUAUCUCAGCCCUCGUGUCUCCUUCAUGUGGCGUGGCAGCUAGGCACCUAAAGGGUGUUACAGCUGAACGAUUAUUAGCCUGUAUAACGGAUUCCUAUGAUUCAUCAGCGAGUCUGAUGAAUGAGUCUUCAGUCUCUAUCUAUUCACCAAUAGUGCUCGGAAGGUCUGAAAGAGUUGCUGUAGGCACCUCCUGGUACGCCUCUGUGAUGAUCAUCGUUAACGCCGGCUUGGGCGCUAGCCUGUUGGCGUUUCCACAAGCCUACGAUCUUGCAGGCGGCAUUCCUAUAUCACUCACCUUUCAAACUAUCUUGGGCGUCGUUGCUGUCGGUUCCCUGAUUAUUUUGUCCUAUUGUGCUGAUCAGAAUGGUACCGGUACCUACCAGGAGACUGUGGAGGCUUGUUGUGGGCAGUGGACAAACGUUAUUUGUUCUGUCGUCAUUGCCGUUUACACAUUCGGUUGCAGCAUAACCUACUUAAUUAUCAUUGGAGAUCUGUGGGACAAGGUGUUUGAUUAUGCACUUACCGAUGAAUCUAUGCGGCGUAUGUGGUAUUUGGAUAGAAAAUUUAUUAUCAGCGUCUCUUCGAUUCUGAUUAUUUUGCCAUUAUGCAUACCAAAACGCAUUGAUUUCCUUCGAUUCGCCAGCACAGUCGGUGUUCUUGGUGUGUGUUACAUUGGCGUGCUGAUUGUGGCGGAAUACUUCACUGACUUACCACCACCAGGACCAAUCAAAACCAGACCCACACAUUUGUCGGACAUAUUUUAUGUGCUACCCGCCAUAUGUUUUGGUUAUCAGUGUCAUGUGAGCGCCGUGCCCGUCUAUGCGUGUAUGCGCGGUCGCCCAAAUGUCCGGUUAUUCGCCCUGACAGCUGGGCUGGCCAUUCUGCUAUGUUAUCUCUCGUAUGUUGCCACAGGCGUUUUUGGAUACCUCAGUUUCGGUUCCCACGUAAGCGCGGAUGUGCUCGUUGACUAUCCCGCUCGACCAGAAGUGGUUGCAGGGCUUGCAUUGCUAGCCAUCAAAACCUAUACCACCUAUCCGAUAUUGCAUUUCUGUGGCCGGUCUGCAAUACAAACGACAGUUCUGCGCUACUCUCCGUGGGCCAGAGAAAACUGGAACCAUAUUGAACCCCGAUGGCGAUACGUAUCCACCACAGCAUGGUUCUUCGUCAGCCUCGUGUUCGCUUUGUUCGCACCAGACAUAGGGCUGGUUAUUGGUCUCCUUGGUGGGAUCGCUGGACUAUUCAUUUUGGUGUUCCCAGGACUGUGUUUUCUGAACGUUUUGUUGAGACAGUCCCCCGGGAAUCUAAGCGCCAAAUCAAGCGCUGGCAUUGCGAUGGCAAUGUUGUACAUCAUACUGGGAGGAUUUCUGUUUGGACUCACAACAGCGCAGUCUAUCAUGCAGUUUAUUAAGCACUUUUCUCGGUCUGCUAUAUCUGACACCCUCGUACACGAUCCAUUAGCUUGGUUCUCAAGAUUCCUUACUGCUGGUCACGUCAAAUAAUUAGUUUAGAAUCCGCCUACAAAUGGUCUAUGCAUAAUUUUUAUUUUACAGUUUGACUGUAUCGCUCGUCUUUGUUAAACCUUCAAUUACUUUUGAUUUGUUGCAUGAUUCUUUUGGUGCGCUCCAUUCUUUUUAUCGUUUUUUUAGACUGUGUUGCCACAAAAAAAUCCUAUGCCUUUU